This is a messenger RNA of Fusarium vanettenii 77-13-4, 726 nucleotides long. RefSeq lists its product as uncharacterized. Gene Ontology annotation, biological process: mitochondrial DNA replication; positive regulation of helicase activity. Lineage: Eukaryota; Fungi; Ascomycota; Sordariomycetes; Hypocreales; Nectriaceae. The transcript has 3 exons. Gene Ontology annotation, molecular function: single-stranded DNA binding. Gene Ontology annotation, cellular component: mitochondrial nucleoid. The record is from RefSeq and is a predicted model, not a curated record. Bases 110 to 526 code for a protein of 138 amino acids.
GCUAUCAACCUGGCGUAGUACGACUCCGCUCCAGCAUUAUCACCAAAAAAACCCAUCACGACAACCACCCACCUCGUCCAAACAACCCCUCAACAAGCCCCUCGCAAACAUGUCCUUCUCCGCCCUCCGUCGCGCCGUUGUCGCCCCGGCCUCGUCUGCCGCUCGCGCCUUCAGCACCACCGCGCCUCGCCCUCUGGCCAAGAUCACCAUCAUUGGUAACCUCGCCGACACGCCUGAGCUGCACUCGACCAGCACCGGUCGCGAGAUCGUCCGCUACGCCGUCGCCAGCAACAGCGGACCCCGCGAUAACCGCAAGACCAGCUGGUUCAAGGUCACCAGCUUCUCUGAGGGCCCUAGCCGCGACUACCUCAUGAACUUGCCCAAGGGUGCUACUAUUUACGUCGAGGGCGAUGCCACUGUCAACACUUACACCGACGCUCAAGGCCAGACCCGUACCGGCUUCAGCGUUGUUCAGCGCUCCCUUGAGGUCCUUCGACGCCCCCAGGCUCCUGAGCAGGGCGAGUAAGCGGACUUUGGUUGUUUGUUAAGCAUGGACAAAGUACACUACGCGGCGCAAUGCCUCUCCCCCAUGUUUCUCUCCUCUCUGUAACGGAUGGUCGCUUUUUUCUCUGGAUGUCUUGUAUGGGUUGUAAUGUACGAUGAGGCUUACACGCAACCGUCCGAGAGGCUGUAUGAUACCAUGAUACGAUAAACUUGUUAAACCUG